Pangasianodon hypophthalmus (striped catfish) is the source of this 3822-nucleotide messenger RNA. RefSeq names its product membrane frizzled-related protein (gene mfrp). The coding region runs from base 384 to 2150 and encodes 588 amino acids. Gene Ontology annotation, molecular function: protein binding. The transcript is spliced from 14 exons. NCBI's taxonomy places the organism in Eukaryota, Metazoa, Chordata, Actinopteri, Siluriformes, Pangasiidae. The record is from RefSeq and is a predicted model, not a curated record.
GCUUUUUGGCCUAUCAAAACAUAUCCUCUUGUUAGUUCAGUAGUUCAGGUACUAAGAAUACCAUUAAGCUAAAUAGUUUGUUAGAUGAAGGUUAGGACAGCUAUUUCUAGCAUUUGGUGAAGACCAGACAGUAUGCCUUGGUGUGCAUGGGUGUGUGUGUGAGAGAGAGAGAGAGAGAUGCAAAAAUUAGGCUCAUUAGUAGGAAUUUAAGUGCCCCAAAUGAUCCUAAAUCCCCUCCCUCUUCUCAGCCUGCUCAGUCCUCUCAGCUGACUUGGCUUUGUGAAAAAUUUAGGGGAGGAUACUGGGUUCUCACCCACACCAAUACAGGAACAAUUUCAGCAUGCAGGCACUAAUAAUGUCGAAAGUCUUGCUGGAAUGGGAAAAUGGCAGACCCUGAAACAUCCUUCCACGACUCAGAUUUGUAUAAGAAUGUAUUUUGCAAUCCAGCAUUUGAGCCAGACAAUGAGCAUGACGAAAUCAAAACAGAAGUAUUUAAGGUUGCCAUAUCCUCAGAACCCGUCAACAGUCCUACAACUCGAGGCAGCAGCGUGUUUGCUCUGUGCGUGGUGUGUGUGAGGAGACAGUGGUGUAGCUGGGGAGCACUGGUGUUUUCAGCAGUUGCUCUGUUGUUGUUGGCUGUCCUGGGACUCACACUAGCACUUGUUCUCAUACAUAUGAAUGGAGACCCUGCUGAAGGAAGAGUGUUGUCUCUAAACUCCUGGAGUGGAGACAGCGUUCAGCAAAGUCUUAUCCCAAAUCCCACUAUUCCUCUUCCUGAAUACAGCUCACCCAUGCCACACCUUGAGCAAGAGCCCAUACCAUAUACAAAAUGUGGAGGGGUCCUGACUGAAUCAGAGGGAACUAUCAGCUCCCCCAACCAUCCAGGCCCAUAUCCUCCUGACUCCAUGUGUGUGUGGGUGAUCAGGAUGUCUCCCCCAUCUCUGGUGCAGCUCUACAUCUCCUCCUUGGCCAUUGAGGGACCAGGACCAUGCCUUUUUGAUUGGCUGGAGCUUAGAGAAGAGGGAGAGCAUACCACCACAGUCACCAGGUUCUGUGGUAAUGUGGCUCCACCCACUGUGAACACUAACAGCAGCACUGUAUGGGUUUCAUUCCGAUCUGAUAGCAGUAUUGGGGGUAACGGCUUCAUUGCACAGUAUCACGCCAUCCUUCCAUGGCAAAAAAGCUGCUCUCCAGAGGAGUUUAUGUGCGAUAGCGGCCGUUGCCUGUUGCCUGUGUCUGUGUGUGACAGCCAGCUGAACUGUCAGGACCAGACAGAUGAGGCCAACUGCAGCCACAAACACAUGGACUGUGGAGGUGAAAAGACAGGUCCAAGUGGCUCAAUGUCCAGUCCAAAUCACCCAAAGCCUUAUCCUCACCAGCAGAGAUGUACAUGGCUUAUAUCUGCAGAGAAAGGCCAAGUUAUACAACUGAGUUUCCAUAACUUCAGCCUGGAGACUCAAGAUGUCUGUGAGUUUGACUAUGUUGAGGUUCAUGAUAGUAGCAGCACUGGAGACAGCAAUAUCCUAGGCAGAUACUGUGGCUCAGACCUCCCUCCUGACCUCACCUCCACUGGGCCCGUGAUGAGUGUGGUGUUUGUGGCUGAUGAAGGUGUGGCUGACAGUGGCUUUUAUGCCUCCUAUCAGGUCAUCACUCUCUCAGAGAGAGGCUGCAGUCCAGGGCAGUCUGCCUGCAGCACAGGGGAAUGUCUGCACCAUGACUGGUUCUGUGAUGGCUGGAAAGACUGUGCAGAUGGUUCAGAUGAGCAAAACUGCAGCAACUCCACCUAUCCCUUGUUCACUUCAUCUUGUGAGCCCAUUCAGGUGGAGAUGUGCCAAGGUCUGAGCUAUAAUCUCACGUCCUUCCCCAACAUAUGGCUCUCCAUUGCUGAUCAGAGAGAGGCUGCUUAUGUGCUUCGUCAGUACAGUGUGCUGAUGGAGUUGGAUUGUUUUAAGCCCCUGCGGCAGCUCAUGUGUGCGCUGUUCGUGCCGCAGUGCAGUGUGCAGGGUGGUGUGCUGCAGCCAUGCAGCUCCGUGUGUUCAGCGGCACAGCACCAGUGUGCACGUGAUCUGGAGCUCUUCAGCCUCAGCUGGCCCUUUAACUGUCACCUGCUGCCUGACUCACACGACCCCAAGCAGUGCUCCAUGCCAUAGACAACACUGCUUACACUGACUCGUUUCAAACCAUGACUCAGCAUUAUUGAAUUUCUGCUGCAGAUUUUUCAGUGUUUUUAUUAGUUUAAUUCAAGCUUACUUUUGUCAGGGUGCUCCAAAAAUAUUCUUUUAUACCAUACUGAUAUACUUUUUUGUAAUAUCAAUGAACUACGUUGUAUUUCUUAUUUAUACCCUUUUAGUUUGCUCAGCUACAGAAUUAAACUGCGGCCAGAAUCUGCAUCUUAUCUGCCUCAGCCGGUCUUUCAACUGCCAUAUGCUGUCCAAGCUCCCGUAUGUCUCGCAGCAUAGAGACUCUCAUGUCAAACCAUGACUAACUGCUUAAGUGGCUGGGGAUAAUUUCAGUGACCUCAUAUCUCUUUUUUUUUUUUUUUGGACACAACUGUGUCCUUCCUAAUGGCUAGUUUAUGUUCUUAUUUGACUGAUCAUUAUCAGUAUGUACAUGUAAAUGGUGACUGCUCUAUGCAUACUAAGGUAAAGUUUGGUGUUCUGCAAGGUUCUGUUUUAGGCCCACUUCUUUAUUCUUUAUAUAUGCUACCUCUGGGUAAAAUUAUUCGUAAACAUGGUAUUACCUAUUACUGUUAUGCUGAUGGCACACAGUUGUAUGUUUCAGCAAAGCCAUAUGAGAGACACCAGCUUAAUAAAGUUGAGGAAUGAGUAAUGGACAUUAAACAAUGGAUGCUUAUUAACUUCCUUCUACUUAAUUCUGACAAGACAGAAGUAUCAGAAAUAAUCAGAAGUAAUCAGAAAUAUUGCUAAGAUAAGAAAUAUAAUGUCACUACAUGAUGCAGAAAACCUAGUUCAUGCUUUUGUUACCGCUAGGUUGGAUUAUUGUAAUGCUUUACGGUCUGGAUGUUCCAGUAGGUGUAUAAACAAGCUCUUCUUACUAUGUUCUUACUAGAACCAGAAGAUAUGACCACAUCGACCCUAUCUUAUCCACUCUGAAUUGGCUCCCAAUCAAAUUUCACAUUGAUUAUAAAAUACUACUAUUGACCUAUAAAGCACUGAAUGGUCUGGAGCCACAGAACCUGAGCGAACUUUUGGUCUUUUAUGAUCCGCCACGACUACUUCGAUCAAAGGUGCAGGCUACUGGUUGGUACCUCGAAUAGUGAAAGCUACAGCAGGGGGUAGAGCUUUCUCUUACAAAGCCCCACAGUUAUGGAACAGCCUUCCACUUAGUGUUCGGGGCUCAGACACAGUCUUACGCAAUGGAGCAGGGUUCUGUAGGGUUCACAGGCAUAGAGUGCUGUGGUGAACUGGGAUGUUUGGAUGUUGUCACCCUCCCACUCUCACACAUUCACUCAGGUUUGUUGACGGUGGAGUCGCUGGCCGCUUCAUGUCUCAGGGCGCCCUCAUGUCUGUGUUACCUUCUGGCUCUCCCUUUUAGUUAUGCUGUCAUAGCCAGUCAUGAUAGAGUCCCAGCUUGCACUCUGCACAGAAUGUAUAUAUUCUUUAACCAUUACUUGGCAAUUAGCAUACCUAACAAUCUCUCUCUCUUUCUCUCUCUUGAGCUACACAUACUACUCCUGAGAUGCCAGUGAUUCUGACCCCUUCUGCUCUCCGGACCUGCCUGAUCCAUCCUGAUGCCCUACUUCUGGUUGGAGUUCUAAUCACUUGGAAAGCACUCGUAGCUGCUGAGGAUGGCCCCUCACAG